GGUAUAUAAAUAUCUACUGCACUGCGAUACAAGUAUUCCCAGUGUGAGCACCAGCAACUUAAGAUUUCAACAUGAAAGUAACAGUGGUGUUCAUGAUCUUGGCGAUCAUGGUGUGCGCCAUGGUCCAGGAGUCCAAGCAACAAUUUGGGCCUCUAAGUGGUUUACCUUUAGAGAGCAUUUUUGGGCCAGACUCGCACCGUGGGAUGCCAUGGACUUAUCCUAGACCGCCGUUAGGCUACCCGAUACAUGGUGGACGUGGGCAUGGGCAUGGACAUGGACAUGGACAUGGACAUCAGCCGCGGAUCUUUGAGCUACCACCGGGCUGUCAAAUAAUCUGUUCGCCAAGUACAUCAACAAGUACAUCGACAAUAACUUCAACAAUGACACCAGAAAUAACGUCAACAAUGACACCAGAAAUAACGUCAACAAUGACACCAGGACCAUCGACGUAGUAUCGACAGCCUCGUGAGAAAUAACAGGUUAAAAAGUCGUCAAGUCAACGUUUAAAAAACCAGUUGAUAUAGACGUCGAAAAUUUGAUCAAUUCGAUGUUUUUGUGUCAUCUAAAUUAGACGACUAUUAGACGUCUUCUAUGAAUAAUUUCUUCGAAAUAUCCGCAUAAAUAUUAUAUUAUUACACUACAUAAUCUCAAUGAGCAAAACAAUAUUUUUGUAAUAUUUUAAAAAACAUUUUUUGUAAAAAAAAAUUCUCAGAAAUUAUUUUUUUCUGAAAUUCUCGAGCGACUACCCAUCCAAGUCGUGACUCCGGUGAAUGCUUAAACACAUCAGCAACGACGACAGAAACAACAGCAAGUGGAAAAUAACGCGAGACCCCUUCCCCCUCCCCCACUUCAUUAGAUCUAACUUUAUUUGAAAUGAAAGAAUAACAAAUAUAAAAAUUAUCUCAUUGUCAGUUGGAAACAAUAACGCAAUGUUAAGAUUUCACUAGAAAAUGAUAUAAUUAUAAUUGCUCAUGAUUUGUAGAGUAGUAUUUGAAUAGCAAUAAAAAUAUAUUGAAUGCUUAAA
Solenopsis invicta (red fire ant) is the source of this 1024-nucleotide messenger RNA. Its product is annotated as ankyrin repeat domain-containing protein 63. The transcript is spliced from 2 exons. The record is from RefSeq and is a predicted model, not a curated record. NCBI's taxonomy places the organism in Eukaryota, Metazoa, Arthropoda, Insecta, Hymenoptera, Formicidae. Bases 72 to 452 code for a protein of 126 amino acids.